Camellia sinensis is the source of this 1774-nucleotide messenger RNA. Its product is annotated as putative F-box protein At3g52320. The record is from RefSeq and is a predicted model, not a curated record. NCBI's taxonomy places the organism in Eukaryota, Viridiplantae, Streptophyta, Magnoliopsida, Ericales, Theaceae. Gene Ontology annotation, molecular function: protein binding.
UCUCGUCAAAUCCCUCCCUCCAAACGGAAGGGCGGAAAAUUCGGUUAUGAAUGAAAAAAAGUGAGGAAAGUUGUUUUCCCCAGCGUUUCUUAUGCCGAAGCACUUGAUGCAAAAUUGUAAGUAUUUAGCUGAUCCGAUAGGGUACGGGGAGCGAAUUUUGCGUGUCGUAUCAAAAUUGAACCAUCCUUGUCCGGUUCCAAUCAGGAGCCGAUUCAUUAACGGGUCCAAUUUGCUUCAAUUCAACUUCCUCACCACUAACUGAGGUUUUAGUGAAAACCAAGCUCUGUUGUGAAUUUCUUUCGAGAAGACGUGAUCCAUCUGCUAUCAUUUGUCAUAAUUCAGCCCCAGAAUUAGAGAUAUUGAUGGACAAGAAAAUUAAAGAGCAGAGCAACACCAUACCGUAUCUUCCUGAAGAGCUGAUCAUUAACAUCCUCAUGAGGCUUCAUGUUAUGUGCUUCACAGCUCCGCGAGGCCUGUUUGCAAGCGUUGGGCUUAUAUAGUUCGUGAUCCUCUGUUCAUUGAGGCACACCUCCAACAAUCAAAGACGGUUCUUUUUAUUGAAGGCACAGGUUCUCCAAAGAAGGCCCAUUUACUUGAGAUAAAAGGUGGCGGCUUUCAAGUGACCGAUCUAAGACAUCGGUUUCCUGGAAGAAUGAUGGCUAGUUGUGAUGGUGUAGCGUUGUUUAAUGAUCCUAACGAUAAUAGAGUUUUUCAUGUUGCAAAUCCUGCUACCUUGAAGGUGUUGAAGCUCCCUUAUCUCGACGCACCUUCCAAUCCUCUGUACUAUAGUAACUGCAUAGGACGUGUUCAUUCUACCGGGGAAUACAAAGUAGUGCAUGCAUAUGAAGACCUAAACAAAGAAUACCAUUGGCUCAUUUUGACUGUGGGUAUUGAUAAUUCGUGGAGAAAAAUCUCGUGUCAGCACCCAUUUAGCCGUGAAUAUGUAGACUUGGACAAUUUUCCGGUUUCUGUUGGAGGGGUUAUUUACUGGACCGACUGUGACUUUCAAGUGGAUGGUUUCAGUUUCUUUCUUGCGAUGGACGUGGACAAUGAAACAAUUCACGAGGUCCCGAUUCCAGAUGUUUCUCAAGAGCCUUGUGCUUAUAUGAAGAUGGGAGAUUAUCUUUCUGGUUUUACAACAGCUCCGCUAAGUUUACAAUUCGAGAUAUGGGUUUUGAAAGACUGGCGCCAGGGACAGUGGGCUAAACUCUAUCAGGUGAAUAUGGAAAUCAGUAUUGAUGUCCCUCAGGAUCUGUUUUUCUACUUACCUUUGGGUUGGCUGAACAACGACGAAGUACUCAUUUUAGAGGCGUUGACGUCUCAGGGCGAUAUGUAUAUGGCAUAUGACGUGAAGAAAAAUGAGAUAAAAAUUGUUGAUUUAAGCUUAUGUGCAUAUGAUUUCUAUGCUCAUGUUCACACCAGCACGCUAGCUUCAUGGACGAUACAGCAUUAGUGCCUCCUCAGAGGUGACAGUUUUCUGUAUGAGUUGGCUAAGCUCUGUCUGAUCUGUGCUGUUACUCAAAUUGCUUCACCCAGGUCUGGUUCUUUUAGAAGUGAAGGCUUAUAUUUGAAUUUUAUGAAGAAAAAGGAAUGUGUUAUUAGCUGAAUGAGACCAUGGUAAAGGUUUUUAUAUUUUUGUUUUUUGGGGGAAUUGAAGUUUAAGGUUUCGUAGAUAGGAUGUUUCAGUUUACAAACUGUGAUUAUAUUUUGAUGUUGAAUUGGUACCUGUUGGGAUUUUGCAUUUCAUAGUUGUGGAUCCUUGUUAUUUUGUAUA